AUUGCGCUUGUAUAUACAACCCUCUCGUCACUCGAUAAAUAUCAUCCCUUUACUUAGCAAGUCAACCAAUAUUAUUUUAUCUUUUUAAAAGAUUAGAUCGCUGUUGAUAUUUCUUUGACGCGUUGAUGGAAAAAGUUGAGGAGCAUUGAGGAUAAGUGUAUUUUAAGUUCUGAAUGGGUUCUUUGGAGGAGUUUGGAGUCGAUUGUGCAGUUUGCUUUGGAAUUAAUUUGUUGGAGGAGAUUCUUGGAAAGAGAAACGGGAAAGACGCGCCAUCUUGUAUUUAUGGUAAAAAGUUCGCCUGGUUUAUCUGUUGGUAAAAAAGACUCUUAGUGAAGUUGUUAUGAUGAAGCGUUUGUAACAAUUGAAAAUAUUCAGAGGAGGACGGAGAUGUUUGUGUAAUUCUCUUUGUUGUUAUAUAUAUAAUAAGUUGUUUGUAGAGUGCAAUUGAUUUUAUGGAGUUGUUGACAAGUAUUGAAAUAUGGGGUUAAGAUUGACAAGCUCAAAGUUGAACUUGACAUUGAAAAGUUUGACCAGGUUGACUGGAGCUGAUUGUUCUCGAAGUGCAAUGCAUGCAGUGUGUGCAAGAAGGGAUAUUGAUUUAGAAUUGAAAUUGUCGAGAGUGUCAUUGUACUGCAGUGAGACCCCGAAGAAAUGCUGGCAGUGUAAUUUUCCCUACAAGUCUGAGUUAUUCUGUCAAAAGUGUAAAACCCUUCAGAAACCACCUGAGUCUCUGGAUUAUUUUGACAUACUUGGGAUUAAGAGAAAUUACGAUGUGGAAGAUAAAGAGGUUCAGAGGAAGUACAGGGCACUGCAAAAUUUACUGCAUCCUGAUAGAUUUGGGAAUAAAACUGAGAGAGAAAAACAAUAUUCUGAGAAUUUAUCAUCUUUAUUGAACAAAGCGUAUGCAACGUUGGCAAAUCCCCUAGAUCGAGGUCUUUAUUUAUUAAAAUUGAAGAAUCUUUCAAUUCCUGAAGGAACAACUAAUUUAGAUCCAGAGUUCCUUAUGGAGAUUAUGGAGAGGAAUGAGGAGGUUCAAGAUGCAUCAGAGGAUAAGGAUAAAAUUGUACAAUUAAUGAUGAAAAACCACACGAUAUUGGAGGACUUAUCAAGGAAAGCUUCAGAGUCCUUCCAUAAUAACAACCUGGAAGAAGCUAAAUGCACACUGGUGAAGAUGAAAUAUUACGCGAGUUUGGACGAGAGACUGAAAAAAAUCAAACAGGACUUAGGAAUUGUAGAUUAGAACGAGAAAUAAAUUUUCCUUUGGAAAAUAACACAACUCUGUAAAUAAAUAAAUACUUCAAAGGACUUUAUUUAUACAA
Diachasma alloeum is the source of this 1319-nucleotide messenger RNA. It is a transcript of the gene Hsc20, whose product is annotated as iron-sulfur cluster co-chaperone protein HscB. Gene Ontology annotation, cellular component: mitochondrion. NCBI's taxonomy places the organism in Eukaryota, Metazoa, Arthropoda, Insecta, Hymenoptera, Braconidae. Gene Ontology annotation, molecular function: protein-folding chaperone binding; ATPase activator activity. The transcript has 3 exons. Bases 479 to 1240 code for a protein of 253 amino acids. The record is from RefSeq and is a predicted model, not a curated record. Gene Ontology annotation, biological process: [2Fe-2S] cluster assembly; protein complex oligomerization.